AUGGUACGAAUAUCGCAAAAUUCUCAGAUACGACACUUCAAACUAACCACUACUUCGUACCAGGCCUCGACUUCAGCAUCUGUCGGGCUCACCCAGCCAAGUAUAAUCAAAUACCUAUACGCCUCUGCUGUCCUCCUCCAUGCUGCAGAUACAUAUAUCUUCUACACCGGCUCCACGAUCCUUUUCCCCAACCGCGUGCCUUUCCUUGAAAGCGCAAUGGCACGAUACUUCUGCCGAAACAGCGGUAACCUCGUUCUUCCCUUUGCGCUGAAUGCAUGGUUUCUGCGGGGCUAUCAUAUCCGUAAAACGCACGUUGGACGCGUUGUCGGGUCGUGUUUCUUGUUGUAUCAUAUAGCUACUCUAGGACUCAUCAGCUGGAGCUCCUUCUUCUCCGGCGGCGCUGAGUAUGAGCUGGCUAAUGUUUGGGGGAUCCUGGGGCUGCACGCUGGCUGGGCAGGUGUUGCAGCCUGGGGGCUGCUUUUUGCGUGA
Nannizzia gypsea CBS 118893 is the source of this 489-nucleotide messenger RNA. RefSeq lists its product as hypothetical. Bases 1 to 489 code for a protein of 162 amino acids. Lineage: Eukaryota; Fungi; Ascomycota; Eurotiomycetes; Onygenales; Arthrodermataceae. The record is from RefSeq and is a predicted model, not a curated record. The transcript has a single exon.